Molecule: messenger RNA, 1365 nt
Organism: Dentiscutata erythropus
Lineage: Eukaryota; Fungi; Glomeromycota; Glomeromycetes; Diversisporales; Gigasporaceae
Source: the annotation of a GenBank genome assembly
AUGGGAUCCGACGAAGAAACUCAAAGAACUUUCAAAUGUUAUCAGGAUGAAGUAAUAUCUACUUCUCCCCCUCGUUCAACCCUAACAUAUGUAUGGGAAAUAUUUGUUCACCUUUUCUAUACAUUUUUAACUGACUGGACAAUGCCAAUUACUCGACCAAUUAAUUUUUUUUUCACGUGCAUUUUUUAUCCUGCUGCUAUUUCUAUCAUUUUGGUUAUGAGUUUUGGAAUAAGAAUAAUUAAUUAUUUUGGUUUGUUUGAUUAUAUCAAUUGGUUCGACAAUAAUGAAUGGGGUGGCUAUAAUGGUGACAAAUUAAAACAAAUUAGAGAAAACGGUAUGAUCGUAUUGGGAUCCCCAGUUCCAAAUCCGCCUCAACCUAUUCCUUUCAAUAUUGACUUGGUCGAGACUCUAUUAUUCUUUAGCUCCGUUGUAUAUUAUCGUGGAAACCCGAAUUACAAUAAAAUGACUGAUACGACGAAGUCAACAAUAAAAAAACGCCGAAACGACGCAGAAAAGACAAUUGUUGAAAUAAUUCGUCCUUGGGGAAUAAAAUUUCACUCUUUCGGUGAAUUAAGCUCGACUGAAAAUAUAUUUGCUGGACUAUUUUGGUCCCAUGAAAAAAAUUUUAUCGUUGUGUCAUUUAAAGGCUCUUCACCACCAGUUAUCAGUGAUUUUAUAACUGAUUUUCUUUUUAAUCGGGUUGAUGCACAAGCAUUCGUCUAUGGGAUGAUGCAUCAGGGAUUUUAUUAUAGUUUAUUUAAUGAUUAUGAUGAUAAUUCAAAGAGUUGUACUGCUAAUAGUUUAGUUGAGGUUAUACUUAAGAAAGUCGAAAAAUGGAACAAUCCUACACCUGUAAAUAUUUGGCUUACUGGUCAUUCGCUUGGUGGUUCUUUAGCUCAAGCAUUUUAUGCAAGAUUAAUUAAGAUCCAAAGUUCUCUUGGUAAAAAAAUCGUUGUCCGUGAUGCCGUUGUUUUUGGGUCACUAACUUUGGGUGAUCUUGAUUUUGCAUCUUCAUUCCAUGGCAUGUUAAAUUUAAAAACGAACGAACAUAGAACCCUUUGGCGAAUCAUCGGUGAUGAUGACGUUGCCGCUAGAGUACCACCAAGACAUUUACUUAAACGAUUUCGUCAAUAUGUUACAAAGGAGGAUGUAAUGAAUUAUUAUCUUAUUGGCAAUGAAAUGCAAUUCUUUCAUGAUGGUCAGAAGCCUAAAAACCCAUCAAAUCUAAGUACAAAUCCAAUAUCUGAUGCAUUUGGGGUAUUGGCGAAAUUAAUCAUUCUUAAACCAUUUAUUGAUCACUGGCCUGUGACUUACUUUAAGGCUAUAGAAAAGUCGAGACAUCAUUUUAACACGGAAUCUGAUGAA